This is a messenger RNA of Conger conger (European conger), 2836 nucleotides long. It is a transcript of the gene p2ry1, whose product is annotated as purinergic receptor P2Y1. Gene Ontology annotation, biological process: phospholipase C-activating G protein-coupled receptor signaling pathway; platelet activation; relaxation of muscle. Bases 223 to 1314 code for a protein of 363 amino acids. Gene Ontology annotation, molecular function: G protein-coupled ADP receptor activity; ATP binding; A1 adenosine receptor binding. The record is from RefSeq and is a predicted model, not a curated record. NCBI's taxonomy places the organism in Eukaryota, Metazoa, Chordata, Actinopteri, Anguilliformes, Congridae. Gene Ontology annotation, cellular component: plasma membrane. The transcript has 2 exons.
GCUGCUGGAGCAGUUUGUAAUUCCUCCGCUUUGCAAGUGCAGCUGUCUGGUGCCUGUCUCAUACUAACACUCAAUAGAGCAUGGACAAACCGUGAGAACAAUUCCGCAGACCAAACUUUGAAAAGACGAGAGACGCAUGCAAUCAAAUACCCCGGCUCGCGACCGCAGGAAUUUAAAUAAGAAAAAACAUAUGUAAGGAAUGUGGGACUCUAAAGCCAGUCAAUGUCGACACAACUGCCCUUUGCAGACACCAUGACCACAGACUUAAACUUUACUUCACUUCUGAAUGUUUCUGAAAUUCAGAACCACACCAGGGGCUGUUCACUUACAAAGACUGGUUUUCAGUUUUAUUACCUGCCAACUGUUUACAUAAUGGUGUUCAUUACUGGAUUAAUAGGAAACAGUUUGGCGAUUUGGAUGUUCGUGUUUCACAUGCGGCCGUGGAGCAGCAUCUCCGUGUACAUGUUCAACCUGGCGCUCGCCGAUUUCUGCUAUGUUCUAUCGCUCCCUUUCCUGAUUUUUUACUAUUUCAACAAAACGGACUGGAUAUUUGGGGAUGUUCUGUGCAGGCUGCAGCGCUUCAUUUUCCACGUGAACCUAUAUGGAAGCAUAUUAUUUUUGACUUGUAUCAGCGUGCACAGGUACACGGGAGUGGUGCAUCCGAUCAAAUCUCUGGGCCGGUUAAAGAAAAAGAAUGCUAUUUACACCAGCGCGCUGGUGUGGAUCGCCGUGGUGGUUGGAAUCUCUCCGAUCCUGUACUAUUCCCGAACGGGGCCCAAGAACAAUGGCACGACCUGCUAUGACACUACAACUGGGGACGAACUGCAAGGGUACUUUAUAUACAGCAUGUGCACGACGGUGUUCGGGUUCUGCAUCCCCUUCAUUAUCAUCCUUGGCUGCUAUGGGUUGAUAGUAAAGGCACUGAUAUGCAAUGACAUGAGUAACGCGCCUCUCAGGAGGAAAUCUAUUCACCUGGUGAUAAUAGUGUUGGCAGUUUUCGCUGUUUCGUAUUUACCUUUCCACGUAAUGAAGAAUCUAAAUAUGCGAGCCAGGUUGUACUUUCAGAGUCCGGACAUGUGCGACUUUAAUAACAGGGUCUACGCCACCUACCAGGUGACCCGGGGACUGGCAAGCCUCAACAGCUGCGUGGACCCUAUUCUCUAUUUUUUAGCCGGCGACACGUUUAGGAGAAAGCUAUCUAGAGCCACUAAAAAGACAUAUAGGAAAGGGGAAAACGUCCUCCACUCCAAAAGUGAAGAGACUGCGCUUAACAGCUUGCCGGAAUACAGAGAAAAUGGAGACACGAGUCUCUGAAUAUGACCAUUUGAACAUUUUUUUAUUUGUAUUUUUAUUUGUAUUUUCUUUUUAUUUUAAACACGACCCUUGGGGGCAUAACGAAUUGAGCCGGAACCACUGUCAGGUUCACCCACCACCAUGGCUGUAACCACCAUUGAGGACACAGAAGUUGUGUCGUCUGUAUUUGUAUUUAUUUUAAGUGUUUUUAUGACAGAUAGAAAGUGAUAAAACGUACAGCUCUUCACAUGCAUUCUACCUCCACAUGAAACUUAAAAAAAUAAAUAAAAGGUGAGACAGGAGGCAGGUGAUUGUGUCUAUUAGCUAACGUUUUGGUCAGUAGACCUUUUCCCAAGACAUGCAAGAUACAAUGGUACAUUAUUCAAAAAUUUAUUUAUUCAGGCUACUUAAAAUGUUGGGUGUGAAAAUGAGUCAAGCUCAAAGUCUUGUAUUGGUCAAGCUAUUGCACCACAAAACUCAACAAAAAGGGAACUAAAAAAAUGGUCAUUUUUGGAUCCUGGUUACGACCCUGCCCAUCUCUGCAGCAAAACUCUGACAUGACAUUUGUAACUGAGCUAGUGUUGUAAUAUGCCCAGUUUAUGUCUUGUGAAUACCUUGCCUCUUUUACUAUAUCCCAACUCAGUGUAUCAAGUUUAUUUUCAUAAACUGGUUCAACGCGUUUUGAGUUUAACCAACCAUAUGUCAGUUACUGAGAAAUGUUUUACCCCAGCUGUUUCUCAAGGACUUAAAGGUAAUAGGUCGAGCAUACCUUAAAUUGUGCUUUCUGUUUCUCAGUAUAUGCAGUUAUUGAAUGAAGUCAAAAGAGAAAAAGACACAAUUAAUGCUUCCUUAGUAACAAUUAACCAGCUUAAUGAGCUCUUUGUGUGAUGCGAACAAAACACUCAUUUGCUUUGUCUCUCUGCCAGAGAUGGAACAUUAAUAUGUUCUUAUUUGAAGGUUUGUCUAUGUCAGGCCUGACAUAUGCACUGUAUGAACUGUAUAUCUUUAUUUUAUUAAGACUGUUGGUUCUCACUUGAGUUUUUAUUCUUUUUUUUUUUUGUUCGGUGCAUUCACAAUUGGGAUAUAAUUAGUGAUACAUUAAUAGUCUUGACAUUUCAUUUCAUAAACAAGUGCAAUACAGUCUAUGACUUUAUGUAUGUGCCUCUUCCAUUAUGUACCUGUCAUUUAGCCUACUGUUCAUUACAUAUGAAGGUUCAGGGUAUAUUAAUCCCAUAAAAAUAUAUCAGUGUACAUAAUUUGUAGAGCUAUGCUUUGGCAAGCAUUUUUUGUUUUAACUUGUCCUAACAAUAUUUGAGAGAAAUAUAACUGUUAAAUAUUGCAUGUUGUCAGUGUUAAGAUAUGAGAACUAAGGGAAUUAACACCCCCCUACCCCCCUUGUGUAAAGUGUUUGUCUGCAUGUAGGUCACAGUGCAUCCCAGGAACAGAAGUGGUAGGUGUUUACCACUGAUCUAUACAUCAGCAUAGAUCAUUGCUCUGAGCUUGUACUUUGGUGACUAUGUGAAUAAAGUUUUAUGAAAACACA